Nelumbo nucifera (sacred lotus) is the source of this 2102-nucleotide messenger RNA. RefSeq lists its product as uncharacterized. Gene Ontology annotation, biological process: protein desumoylation; proteolysis. The record is from RefSeq and is a predicted model, not a curated record. Gene Ontology annotation, cellular component: nucleus. Lineage: Eukaryota; Viridiplantae; Streptophyta; Magnoliopsida; Proteales; Nelumbonaceae. Gene Ontology annotation, molecular function: DNA binding; deSUMOylase activity.
GGAAGAUAGGGCAAGUCACUCGACGCUGGCCCGCGAGAUUAAUUCAAGCUGCCGAUCGCCAUUACCUUAGGCUCGAGCAUUUACCGUUCUGACGAGAUAGCAAACCCUCUUCUUCUUCGUACUGAGCCUCUUCUAUUUCCGAAGACCGAAGCCUGCUGUUAUGCAUUUGAAGUUCAACCACAAAACUUGCGACUAAAGUUGGUUUGCCAAAUGCUGGACUACAUGCUUAAUCCAUUCUAGGAAUAAAAAGAUGGCUCGUGAUAUUAGUUGGAAACACUGUACUAUAGUGCAAGAUGCAAAACGUGGAAGACGUGGAACUGUGCUUGUAUGUAACUAUUGUGGAAGAAGAUACAAUGGUGGUUCUGGGGUACAUCAUAUAAAGUGCCACCUAGCAAGAAUUGGCAAGGAAGCAAAACCCUGCCCAAAUGUUCCUCCUCAUGUUGAAGAGCUGAUCAAGCGUGAUCUUGGAGAAAAUGUUCAAAGGAAGCGGAAACCACAACCUACUGCAUCUGAGGAUAUACAGAUAAUGGACAGUUGUGAUAAUUCCACUAAAAGGAGCAGAAAAGAUGACAGGACGAAAGAGCAAUUUGAAAUGCAAGACAGAACUGAAGAAUUAGUUAUGUUCCAGCCUACUCGUAGUGUGCAUGGGAACAAAGAAGGAUCCCAAUUUGAAGAAGCCUCAUCUCAUGUGGUACAGGCCAUGAUGGAUGAGGAGAUCCCCCCAUCAAACACCACAGUCAUCAAAGAGGCUCAUCCAGAACCUGAGGAGGGCACAAUUGAUGGAAUUCUAAAAAGGUUAAGAAAUAUUGAGGCUCAACUGCAACAAUUGCAACAUCUUCAAGCCCUUGAGUCUAAACUAAAGAAGCUAGAGCAAUUAAUAAGCACACAAUUGAUGGAAUGCAAGUCAGAAAUGCUCCAGGGGUUCACUUCACUGUCACUCCAAAUUCAGAGAUCUUCUACAAUGCCUGAAGCCAACAUGACUCAUACCGAAGAGGCAAUCAAUUUCCAGACAAAUGUGGUGUUUCCACAUGCUUCAGAUUUUCCUUCUUUCACCGAAUUGGAGAAAAAAGCAAUUGUGUAUGCUUUAUUUAACCCCAAUGGACCACUUGAUGAAAAUUUGGUAAUUCUAUGGACGUCUCACCUAACAAGGUCGGAGCUUCUCUGCAUGAGGGAUGAUAAUCGGGUUUCUAGUGCUGUUGUGAAUUGCAUGGUGGAUGUACUAGUGCAUAAACAGUUAGCUAAUGGUUUGGUAAAACGUCAUUACUUUCCCACAUAUUUUGCGGAAAAAAUUCUAAAAGAUGAACCCCCAAGUCUAGAGGAGUCAAAAGCUUUUUAUCAAAGUCUACUUAAAUAUGAUCUAUUGCAAUGUGAAUUGUUAUUCAUUCCCCUUUGCAUUGACUCCCACUGGUUCGUAUAUGUCAUAAAUCUAAGGGACAAGAGGGUGGAGGUUCUUAACAGCUUACCAAUGUCUGGAUUCACUAUAGAGCUCAAGUAUCUUCCUAGAAUGAAAGAAACUUGUAACGAAAUACUGAGUAGCUUGAGUGGAAGACCCAUGGCAAUUACAGAAUGGCCUGUGCUACUUCCUGAACUUCCAAUUCAAAAAACCAAUUAUGAUUGUGGUAUAUUUGUGCUAUGUUAUAUGGAGUAUUGGGAUGGACGAUUAAUGAAGUCCUUUGCACAGGAUGAUAUCCCAUACUUCCGCAUGAAGAUUAUGGCCGAUCUAUUGUUGCACCCAGACAAUAAGGUAGUAAUUAGGGAUUGUUAAAGUUCCCAUUGAAGCAGAAUUAGGGGCUAUUUUGCAAGCUAUUUCUUUUGCUCGGUUUCAGGGCUGGGAAUCUUUAAUGGUCUUUUCCGAUGCGAAAAAUGGUGUCUACUCUUCAGGGAAAAGAAUUUGCAAUUUCUUGGUUUUUUUGUAUCUAGCUUAAUAAAAUAUUGUUUGUACUUGGAACUCUUAACAAUGUCUCAUUUGUAUAUAAGUCUAGGUCAUAUACUAAAGCUGUUCAUGUACUGGCCCAGAAAGCAAAACCUUUGAUGUGUGUUAUUGGUGGGAUAACCUACCUGACUUGAUCAAUAUUUAUGUAAUCAUAUUUUUUAUUAGUUAA